Trifolium pratense (red clover) is the source of this 2367-nucleotide messenger RNA. RefSeq lists its product as uncharacterized. Bases 1 to 2367 code for a protein of 788 amino acids. Lineage: Eukaryota; Viridiplantae; Streptophyta; Magnoliopsida; Fabales; Fabaceae. The record is from RefSeq and is a predicted model, not a curated record. The transcript is spliced from 3 exons.
AUGGAUGAUCGUCUUGAAGACAUGAUGCGUGAUAUCGGAGAAGACUCGUUUAAGAGGGCUCAUGUGCAUGAUACUUUGUGCAGCGACAAGGAUACACCUUUGUACCCGGGAUGCACAAAUUUUACACGUUUGUCAGCGGUGUUAAAGUUGUUUAAUCUGAAGGCAAAGAAUGGGUGGACCGACAAAAGUUUUAGCGAAUUGCUUGAAUUGUUGACACAAAUGCUUCCUGAAGGUAACGUAAUACCAAACCGGUGUUACGAGGCGAAGAAAGUAUUGUGUCCGAUGGGUUUGGAGUAUGAAAGGAUACAUGCAUGUCCUAAUGAUUGCAUAUUAUACAGAAAAGAGUUUGUAAACUCUGAUCAUUGUCCGAAGUGCAUGGCGUCACGCUACAAAAAGAAAGAUGGUGAUUCUAGUGAUGAUGUGGUGACAAAAAAGGGUUCUCCCGCGAAAGUUGUAUGGUACCUACCAAUAAUUCCAAGGUUCAAGAGAUUGUUCGCUAAUGCAAAUGACGCAAAGAAUCUUAGAUGGCAUGUAGAAGAGAGAAAAUGUGAUGGACAAAUUCGCCAUGUAGCUGAUUCUUUGCAAUGGAAGAAAAUCGAUUCUUUGUUUCCAAAUUUUGGCAAGGAGUCGAGAAACCUUAGACUUGGACUUGCUACUGAUGGAAUGAAUCUGUUUGGCAAUCAAAGUACUAACCAUAGUUCAUGGCCUGUUCUGCUCAUGAUUUACAACCUAUCUCCUUGGUUGUGCAUGAAGCGUAAAUAUAUUAUGUUAUCGAUGAUGAUUUCAGGCCCAAGACAACCCGGAAAUGACAUAGAUGUUUAUCUAAGUCCCCUAAUUGAUGAUUUAAGAGUGUUGUGGGAGGAAGGAGUUGAUGUUUUUGAUGCGUAUUCUGGAGAACAAUUCAAUAUGCGUGCAAUGUUGUUUUGCACCAUCAACGACUUUCCGGCAUAUGGUAAUUUGUCAGGGUAUAGCGUUAAAGGGCACCUAGCGUGUCCUAUAUGUGCAAAAGACACAAAUUUCAAGCAAUUGAAAAAGGGAAAGAAGACUGUGUAUCUUGGGCAUCGGAGAUUUCUAAACCGUUAUCAUCCAUAUCGUAGAUUGCAGAAAGCUUUCAAUGAUCACCCGGAGGAUGGUGACGUUGCAAAGGAUGUUGGAAAGGGCAAAAAAAAGGCCAAAAAAAAGUCUGAUGUGGAAAAAAAGCCUGAUGUGAAAAUUGCAUGGAAAAAGAGGUCGGUGUUCUUUGAUCUUCCAUAUUGGUCCAGUCUUGAUGUAAGACAUUGUAUUGAUGUGAUGCACGUGGAGAAAAAUGUAUGUGAUAGUGUAAUCGGAACACUUCUCAACAUUGCAGGCAAGACAAAGGAUGGUAUAAAUGCUCGUCUUGAUAUGGAUUUGAUGGGUAUACGAAAAGAGCUAUUACCACAACAAAUAAAUAACAGGACAUAUUUGCCACCAGCAUGUUACACUUUGUCUAAAAAAGAGAAAACAAGUUUUUGUGAGUGUUUACAAAGUAUCAAAGUGCCGCAUGGUUACUCAUCAAAUGUCAAGAAGCUUGUAUCAAUGAAAGAUCUCAAAUUAAUUGGCUUAAAGUCUCAUGAUUGUCAUGUGUUGAUGCAACAACUCCUACCCGUGGCUAUUCGUGGGAUAUUGCCUGACAAUGUUAGGAAAACUAUAAGUAGGUUGUGCUUAUUCUUCAAUGCAAUAUGUUGUAAAGCCAUUGAUCCAUUGAAGUUAAACGAGUUGGAAAAUGAGGCUGCAGUUUUCUUGUGUCAAUUGGAGAUGUAUUUCCCUCCUUCAUCUUUUGACAUUAUGGUUCACUUAAUUGUUCAUCUAGUACGAGAGAUUAGAUUGUGCGGACCCAUUUAUUUAAGGUGGAUGUAUCCAAUUGAGCGAUAUAUGAAGAUCCUAAAAGGGUAUACAAAAAACCCGCACCGUCCGGAAGCAUCGAUCGUUGAGAGGUACAUUGCAGAAGAAGCUAUUGAGUUUUGUUCAAACUAUUUGUCAGAAGCGGAUGCUAUAGGGGUUCCUAAGUCUCGUCACGAUGGAAGAUGUGGAGGUAGGGGUAUACAAGGUUUAAAUGUCAAGAGCAUGAGUGCUCAGGUAAUUCUUCAGGCACAUUUGUAUAUAUUGAAUAACACGGAUGAGGUUGAACCUUACUUAUCUGAUCACAAAAACAUCUUAAAGAUAAAGUACCCAAGAAUGAAUGAAAAAGGAUUGUUAAUAGAACAUAAUAAGAGUUUUUCUGAGUGGUUCAAAGAAAAGGUUGCUUAUGAUGGUAGUGAUUCUGAUACAAUAAAGUGGUUGUCCUAUGAGCCUAAACUUCCAAGGAUAAAAACUCGGUUAUGGCAUCUUCGCCCUACUAUGGGGUGA